Messenger RNA from Cajanus cajan (pigeon pea), 3662 nucleotides. RefSeq names its product ISWI chromatin-remodeling complex ATPase CHR11. Gene Ontology annotation, molecular function: nucleosome binding; DNA binding; ATP hydrolysis activity. The record is from RefSeq and is a predicted model, not a curated record. Lineage: Eukaryota; Viridiplantae; Streptophyta; Magnoliopsida; Fabales; Fabaceae. Gene Ontology annotation, cellular component: chromatin; nucleus. Gene Ontology annotation, biological process: nucleosome organization.
CCACAAUUUCCAUCACGCUUUAAAAAUAAAAACUCGCUCGCGCUCUCUCUCUCUCUCUUUCUUUAAUUUCUCACACACCCAAACGACACACUCUUCGCGAAACCCUUGAUCUGAGAAAAAUACCAAUGGGGAGGCCGUCCAAAACUAAGGUUUCCAACGACUCAUCUUCUUCCUCCGAGGAGGAGGACGACGACGCCCCCGCCGCCAACCACCAGAUCGAAGACGACGACGAGGAGCUCGAAGCGGUGGCUCGCUCCGCCAGCUCCAACGACGGCGAUAAUUCGUCAGACGAAGCCGCUCAAGAUGACGACGAGGACAAACAGAAGGAGAGUAAUGCUGAUCCUGAAGUUAGCAAGCGUGAGAAGGCCAGAUUGAGAGAAAUGCAGCAAUUGAAGAAACAGAAAAUUCAGGAGAUAUUGGACGCGCAGAAUGCGUCCAUUGAUGCUGAUAUGAAUAAUAGAGGAAAGGGCCGAUUGAACUAUCUCCUACAGCAAACUGAACUCUUUGCUCAUUUUGCCAAAGGUGACCAAUCUUCUCAAAAGAAGAAGACAAAGGGGAGGGGGCGCCAUGCAUCAAAAGUAACUGAAGAAGAGGAAGAUGAAGAAUACCUUAAAGAAGAAGAAGAUGGUUUAGCAAGCACACGGCUGGUGACUCAACCAUCAUGUAUUCAAGGGAAGAUGAGAGAUUACCAGCUUGCUGGGCUAAACUGGCUCAUACGGUUGUAUGAGAAUGGCAUAAAUGGAAUUCUGGCAGAUGAAAUGGGGCUUGGCAAAACCUUACAAACAAUAUCUUUGUUAGGCUACUUACAUGAGUUCAGAGGAAUAACAGGCCCUCAUAUGGUGGUUGCUCCAAAAUCUACUCUUGGAAAUUGGAUGAAUGAAAUUCGGCGCUUUUGCCCUGUUUUACGUGCAAUAAAGUUCCUUGGCAACCCUGAUGAAAGGAAGCACAUACGAGAGGAGUUACUCGUUGCUGGUAAGUUUGAUGUGUGUGUUACAAGUUUUGAAAUGGUAAUCAAGGAGAAGUCUGCUUUACGGCGAUUUAGUUGGCGCUACAUAAUUAUUGAUGAGGCCCAUCGUAUCAAGAAUGAGAACUCACUCCUGUCCAAAACAAUGAGGCUAUACAAUACAAACUAUCGACUCCUCAUAACAGGCACACCAUUACAGAACAAUCUGCAUGAACUCUGGGCUCUUCUCAACUUUCUUUUGCCUGAAAUAUUUAGUUCUGCAGAAACUUUUGAUGAAUGGUUUCAAAUCUCUGGUGAAAAUGAUGAACAUGAGGUUGUUCAGCAGUUACACAAGGUCCUACGUCCAUUUCUUCUUCGGAGGUUGAAGUCAGACGUUGAGAAAGGGUUGCCACCGAAAAAGGAAACCAUUCUCAAAGUAGGAAUGUCACAAAUGCAGAAACAGUAUUAUAAGGCAUUACUGCAGAAGGAUUUGGAGGUUGUGAAUGCAGGUGGAGAACGGAAACGUCUCCUAAAUAUAGCAAUGCAACUACGUAAAUGUUGUAAUCACCCAUAUCUCUUCCAAGGUGCUGAACCUGGUCCUCCAUAUACAACUGGAGACCAUCUCAUUACAAAUGCUGGUAAAAUGGUUCUACUGGAUAAGCUACUUCCUAAGCUAAAAGAGCGGGAUUCUAGGGUCCUUAUAUUUUCACAGAUGACUAGGCUGCUAGACAUACUUGAAGAUUAUCUCAUGUUUCGUGGAUACCAAUAUUGUCGCAUAGAUGGCAAUACUGGUGGAGAAGAUCGGGAUGCUUCCAUUGAGGUUUUCAACAAACCAGGAAGUGAAAAAUUUGUCUUCUUGUUAUCUACUCGGGCUGGAGGUCUUGGCAUUAAUCUUGCUACUGCUGAUGUUGUUAUUCUUUAUGACAGUGACUGGAACCCACAAGUUGACUUGCAAGCUCAAGAUCGUGCUCAUAGGAUUGGUCAAAAGAAAGAAGUUCAAGUUUUCCGGUUUUGCACUGAGUAUACAAUUGAGGAAAAAGUCAUUGAAAGGGCUUACAAAAAGCUUGCACUUGAUGCUCUGGUGAUUCAGCAAGGGCGUUUAGCUGAACAGAAGACUGUUAAUAAAGAUGAGUUGCUUCAAAUGGUUAGAUUUGGUGCUGAAAUGGUUUUUAGUUCCAAGGACAGUACAAUUACAGAUGAGGAUAUUGACAGAAUUAUUGCUAAAGGAGAGGAAGCAACAGCUGAGCUUGAUGCUAAGAUGAAAAAAUUUACUGAAGAUGCUAUCAAAUUUAAGAUGGAUGACACUGCUGAGUUGUAUGAUUUUGAUGAUGCGAAGGAUGAGAACAAAUUUGAUUUCAAAAAAAUUGUGAGUGAAAACUGGGUUGAGCCACCAAGAAGAGAACGGAAGCGCAAUUACUCGGAGUCUGAAUACUUCAAGCAAACUAUGCGGCAAGGUGGUCCUACUAAACCAAAAGAGCCCCGUAUUCCUAGGAUGCCUCAAUUGCAUGAUUUCCAGUUUUUCAACACACAAAGGUUGAGUGAGCUGUAUGAAAAGGAAGUUCGCUACCUCAUGCAAACACAUCAGAAGAAUCAGGUGAAAGAUUCCAUAGAUGUUGAUGAACCAGAAGAGGUGGGAGAUCCAUUGACUGCUGAAGAGUUAGAAGAAAAGGAGCAGUUGCUAGAGGAGGGAUUUUCAUCAUGGAGCCGGAAGGAUUUCAAUGCUUUCAUUAGGGCCUGUGAAAAGUAUGGCCGAAAUGAUAUAAGAAGUAUUGCUUCUGAGAUGGAAGGAAAAACACAGGAGGAAGUUGAAAGAUAUGCAAGAGUCUUCAAAGAAAGAUACAAGGAAUUAAAUGAUUAUGAUAGAAUAAUUAAAAACAUCGAAAGAGGGGAGGCAAGAAUAUCCCGGAAAGAUGAGAUCAUGAAAGCUAUUGGGAAGAAGUUGGACCGCUACAAGAAUCCUUGGCUGGAAUUGAAGAUACAAUAUGGGCAAAACAAAGGGAAGUUAUACAAUGAAGAAUGUGAUCGAUUCAUGAUAUGCAUGAUUCACAAACUUGGCUAUGGUAAUUGGGAUGAGUUGAAGGCAGCUUUUCGAAUGUCACCCUUGUUUCGUUUUGAUUGGUUUGUCAAGUCUCGCACAACACAGGAACUUACAAGGAGGUGUGACACCCUCAUUCGGCUGGUAGAGAAGGAAAACCAAGAAUAUGAUGAGAGGGAGAGACAAGCUCGUAAAGAGAAGAAACUUGCGGCCAAGAGCAUGACCCCGUCGAAGCGUUCCUUGCCUAGACAGACUGAGAGUCCCUCUCUGAAGAAGCGGAAACAGUUAACCAUGGAUGACUAUUUAGGCUCGGGGAAGAAGAAAAAAUAAACUGAUAGUUACUGGCCUCCUUAUUUUUUGGUGGAUCGUUUGGUGAUUGAUAUGGCCCGGUGUGGCUUCUCAAGUCCAGUGCUACUGGCCUCCUUAUUUUUUGGUUUAGUUUUAGUUUGAAAGGGUAUUUAGGGAAGAUUUAGAAGAAAUUGAAUAUUGAAAUUUUGUAAAUCUACUAACAAACUGAUAGAUUAGAUGUCCAUUUUAUUUUAAUUGCGCUGCCGGUUCAACAUAUGUAAUUCUUUCUUCAUGCUAUCUUGAAGUUGAAAUUACAUUGGUCAUACUAUUGCUUGUGUUUCAUUAACUAGUCUAUUGGAUUUGAAAUUCAAAUGAGGUGACGAUCCAUUCUUGUUU